UUUAGAGUUCAAGAAUGUUAAAGGGUGAUUACGUAUAAAACUACAACUCCCAUGCUGCUUCCUCUCGGCAGCCGCCGCCGUGUUGUUCGUAUAGUGUGAUGUUGAUGUUUUGGCUCAGUUGGAGAGGCGUUACGGUUAAUGGUAGAUUUUCCUUCAUCUUUCUCCCGCUGCAGUUUACCUCUAAAACAGCUGGUUGAGAGAUGUCCGACAGCUCCAGUGACACGGAGUCGUCCUGCGGAUGGACAGUCAUUAGUAAUGAGGGUUCGGAUAUUGAGACACUGGGGCCGGAUAACGCCGGAGAGUGUGAGGAUGGAGCGGUUAGCCGUGCUCCAGACGUACCUGAUGCCAAGUGGGGUGAGGAGAGUUUGGGAGAGUCCUCACUAGAUCUCACACUGAGAGAUGAGGUGGCGGCGGAGGCGGAACCGGCCCGAGAGGCGGGUGGAGAAGAACAUGUGAUCCUUUGCUCCUCCAGUGAGAACUCUGACAUCAUCAUGCUGGCGGACUCUCGGGAGGCGGAGACUGACUCGUGGGAGGAGCCUGUUGCUAAGGAGGCGGAGGAAGCAGGAAGUGAGGAGCUCGAGGAUCUCGGAAGCUCGUCGAGCAGCCAGUACACGUUUAGAGAGUCGGAGACGAUGUUCCCAGCGGAUCAGCCUGUGCAGCGAGACGACCGUAACAGCAGCAGUGAGGAUGAGGAGGGUGAGGUGAAGGCCAGUCCUGUGGUGAGGAGGCGCAGAGUGAGGAGGAGCACCGCUGGCUCAGAGCCUGGAGACCCGCAGGAGCCCGAGCUGUUUGAGGAGAUAGGAGCUCAUCUGGACGGACGCGCUGCUCCCGUCAGCGGCACCCUGAACAAAUGCAUUUUACUAGCGCUGCUCAUCGCCAUCAGCAUGGGCUUCGGGCAUUUCUACGGCACAGUCCAGAUUCUGGAGAGGCAGAGGAUCGUGGAAAAGAGUCGCAUGAAUGAGCUGGAAGCGCCGUGUAAGAGAGAGCUGGAUGUUGUAAGUAAGGAAGCGGUUGAGAAUCUCAGGGAAGACCUAGAGGUAAAGCAAGACAUGGUGCUGUCCCUCAUGAACGUCAUGGAUAAGAUAACUAAAGAAAACCAGCAUCUCAGAGUCAAACAGGAAGAGUUACAGGCGUCUCUGUCGGCUCUGCAGGAGGAGCUGCGGUCCCUGCGGGGACAGAUACGAGAGCUGGAGGAGAGAGGGGCCGGGGCCGACUCCAUCAUGUCCGAGAACCAGCGACUGAAGGGCCACUUACAGGAGGAGAAACAGAAAGUGCGCAGCUUCAUGAGCCACAGAGAAGCGCUGAUGGCCGAAGCCCAGGAGCUGCGGAAAGAGCUCGAUAAAGAGCGCAAGGUGACCGACAAGCUCAAGGAGGAACUGGAGGAAAUGAGGAAAGAGGACGUCGAAGGCAAGACGGAUCCCGAGACGGAAGAACUACAGGCGCGACUUCAGGAGCUCGAGAACAAGCUGAAGUUCGAGCAGCAGCGCUCCGAUCUUUGGGAGAGACUGUACGUGGAAUCGAAGGAGGAGAGAGCGAAGGGCGACCGGGAUGUGAAGACCAAGAUUCCCAAAGACGGGAUGCUGGGAAAAGUGAAGGAAACCUUCGACGCUGUGAAGAACUCCACUAAGGAGUUUGUGCACCAUCACAAGGAGCAGAUCAAGAAAGCCAAAGAGGCGGUGAAGGAAAACCUCCGGAAGUUUUCCGACUCUGUUAAAACGACGUUCAGGCAUUUUAAAGACUCGGCUUCGAAGGUCUUCAAUCAUCAAAAGAGAAUUCACGACGCCAAACCCGAGCAUCACUCGUUCCAGCAGGAGCAAAGAAACAAGCGCGCUGAAGACUGGCAGCCGCAGAAACCUUUACACCGACAUCCUCGCAAAUCAACCCUCGACUCCGUUCACGCCGAUCGCAACACGCGCAAACCCAGCGCUCGGAGACAGCACGGCAUCAUGGGACAGAAAACGCCGCCCAAAGGCUGUUCUGGAGUGUUCGACUGCGCCUAUCAGGAGUCCAUGAGUCUGUUUAACAAGGCCAUGGAUCCCAUCCGCACAGACGAGUUUAACGAGCUCCUGCGUAGCUAUUUGCAGAAAGAAGUGGGGCAUUUCCACCACUGGAGGGAGCUGGAGAGCUUCAUCGGUAACUUCUUCUAUAACGGCGUCUUCAUUCACGACCAGAUGCUGUUUACGGACUUCGUCAGCGGCGUUGAGGAUUACCUCGAGGAAAUAGACGAAUAUCACAGCCUCAGCGACGACGUGUUUGAGGAUCUGGACGACUACAUUUAUCGCCACAUAUUUGGAGAUGCGUAUUUAAAAUACUUUGGGCCGAGUCGACCCUUCGAAGGGCCGGGGUCGAAGGUCAAGGCGUGGCGUCAGUGCCAGCGGCAGCCUCGUCCUCAGAGAGCCAAGAAAUGGAGCCAAUCGGGACGCGACCCCAACCGACAGUUCGCAGAUGUCAAAAUAGAGCUGGGUCCCAUGCCCUUCGAUCCCAAAUAUUAGAAGAAACAUUUCAGUUCUUCUCAAUAUCGCUCCUGUUUUGUUUGUUUUGCAUUUGUUUUGUCUUGGAGGAGGUUCAAGAAAGCUUUGGGUUCACCUUUUCUGUGAAUUUUUUUUUUUUUUGCACAGUGUAAAUGUUUGAAUGCUGGUUGAAUGAUUUCGAGUGCGUUUCUCUUUCUGGACUUUUAAGCAGCUUUAGAAUUAAUUACAGGUAUUUUUGAGGCACAUUUAUGUUCCCAUUCCAUGAAAAAGUAUCGCAAAUUAUUUUGGAUUACUAACCAAAAAGGCACUUUGUUUUGUUGCGUUUUAAUUAAUUAUUAAUGUUUUCUAAACAAACAAAACUAGAUCAGAACAAAAAUGUAUGUUUAAUUUUGCUUAGGACCAAAUAACCAAUAAAAUACAUUAUAUUGAAAUCAUUUUCAUCUCAAAAGUUCAGUAGAGUUGGAAGGAUAAUGAAAACUGCUCUUAAUUAUAAAGCUCACUUUGAAGUAAUCUGCUUUCUGCCGUAUGUCACCGGUUUUAUUUGAACAUGCAAAUCAGUAGAAGAUAUUAUUUAAGAUUUAGUUUCAAUCUGCACUUGUUAGUGCACUAUUUUGCCCUCUUGUCUGUGUGGUUAUCGGCUAAAUUACAUUCCUUGUUUGGAAAUGGCUGUAAUGCAAUUGCACACAAAUGCACUUAAACUGCUUAAUGUUGCACUUAAAACUUUAGAAUAAAAGUCUUUCACUGCUUCA
Sinocyclocheilus rhinocerous is the source of this 3220-nucleotide messenger RNA. RefSeq names its product cell cycle progression protein 1-like. Bases 201 to 2492 code for a protein of 763 amino acids. Lineage: Eukaryota; Metazoa; Chordata; Actinopteri; Cypriniformes; Cyprinidae. Gene Ontology annotation, cellular component: membrane. The record is from RefSeq and is a predicted model, not a curated record. The transcript is spliced from 11 exons.